AUGACUUUCAACUUUGAGUCAGAGCCUCCUACUUUCGCCUUUGAAAGAGCUUAUAACAAUGAUCAUCAGUUCCUGUUCGCUUUUCCGAAUGCAAAGAAAAUGCCCAAUGCGCGUCAAAUACAAUUGCAGCGCCUCUAUGAUAUUAUGAAUAUCAGCGUGCAGAGAGACGACCUUCCCCGUGCCAGACGUGCCUGGUCCAUCCUAGCCAGAUGCAAAGAAAUAAAUUGGAAAGCAAUGUGGAGGCUGGGCAUCGCCUUGCUCGAGAAUGAUGUCCGCGUCAUGGAAAGCAAUCCACACAAAAUAGAUUUUCUACGGACAAUGCUACUCCAACUUCCGGAGGAGCGAGAACGCAUUCUUGCCGAAUUGGUUCAGCACUAUAUUCUUGCUGGCAGGUACAGAGAUGCACUCGAUGAACUUGAGUUCUACCUCCCUUCAUUCCCUUAUCGUGACAACCCAGUACUUCACGUAUAUGCAGGCUUGCUGUGUAUUUUCAUAGCCCAGCCUCCAGAAUCAGCUGAUGCUGAUGAAGUCGAGGGAACUACCUAUGAUAACAACUCGCUCAGUCGCGCUCAGAUCUUUCUUGAACACGCAAAAGUAUUGGAUCCCAAUAACAUCGUAGUAAACGAGUUUUUGCACAAGGUAGGGUGUCGUGUGAUUCCGUCCAGCCUGAGAGCUCACUUUCUUCAGCUGCAUUCCAUUUCUCAAGGACCGGGAUUGCUCUCUUUCGCAAGCCAUGAUUCUGAAGAUGAGACUCAUAUUCAGUCAUUGCAACCAAAGCGAAGAAGAAAUUUUUGA
Suillus bovinus is the source of this 795-nucleotide messenger RNA. RefSeq lists its product as uncharacterized. The record is from RefSeq and is a predicted model, not a curated record. Bases 1 to 795 code for a protein of 264 amino acids. Gene Ontology annotation, cellular component: RNA polymerase I core factor complex. The transcript has 4 exons. Gene Ontology annotation, molecular function: RNA polymerase I general transcription initiation factor activity; TBP-class protein binding; RNA polymerase I core promoter sequence-specific DNA binding. Gene Ontology annotation, biological process: transcription initiation at RNA polymerase I promoter; nucleolar large rRNA transcription by RNA polymerase I. Lineage: Eukaryota; Fungi; Basidiomycota; Agaricomycetes; Boletales; Suillaceae.